GUUCAUUUGGCGUCAACACAUGUGCGUCCGCCGUAGCCAUGCGUUUUGAGAUAGAAAACUUAAAUGUUAGAACUUUGUAGUUAUUUUUAAACAUAAAAAUGCCUAGACACGUAUCAUCUUCAUCAAGCGAAGAUGAAGAGGACAAUAAUACUACAGAACCCCCUGUAAAGCAAAAAGAAACCGAUAAGAAGACCACCAGGUUCCAGUGUCCUGCUGACUUUGUGUCUUUCUGCCAUAAGCCCUGCAGCACAACUCUCUCAGAGAGUCUGACGGACAAUAAUGAGUUAUGGCUCAUUAAAGCUCCUGCCAGCUUUAACCCAGAAUGUUUCAGUGGCAUUAAGUUGCCCCUCUCAGGUCUCCAGACCGUGAAGGUUCCUACCGCUGCUGGCGGAGCCAAUUCUGGGGGUGGCCAGCAGAUCUACAGCAUCCUGGCGUCCACCCACGGUACCUCAGACCUCCGCCUGCUCACCGGCGACAAGCAGUCGUCAGAUGCCGUGGUUUUUGGCCCCGCGUUUUCAGGCCUGCUAAAUGUGUGUGAGAGCUAUGGAGACCGCAGAGCAAACCGGGCCCCUCAGGUCAUCCCCGCCGCUCCAGCACCCUCCAUACCCCCUGGGCUGAAACAGCGGUUCCAUCCGUUCGGCAGUAAGACCCCCACGCUGACCUGCAUGGCAGAGAGUGAGGCGGAUGGAGCCGCCUUUGGGCCCUCGUCUGCAACUCUCCGCCCCCUGGUAGUCAAACGAUUCAUAGAAGAAACGUGGCAGGAGGAUGAGGAGGAGGAGGAAGGGAGGAAAAAGAAGAAGAAGAAAAAGAAAGAAAAGCGAAUAAAGGCGGAGCGCGGAGAGGAAGCGGAGGCGGAGGGGGUGGAGAGAGUGAAAGAGGAACCUGUAGCUGAACCUGAAGUUCAGGACGAAGUAAUGAUGGAGCUUCCCUUCCAGGAGGGCGACGUUUUGGAAGAGAAGAGGAAAAAGAAGAAGAAAAAGAAGGACAAGGACCGAGAGGACAGGGAGCGAGAGGAGGUGGAGGAGGGCUUGGAGCCCAGUGUGAGGGUGAAGGAGGAAAAUGUAACAGUGAAAUGUGAACCAAUAGACACUUUGUAUGGUGAUGUUGUGGAGGGCUCGGGAAAGAAGAAGAAAAAGAAGAAGAAAAGCAAAACUGAUGACGACUAGUCUGUCGUCACUUUGUUGUUUUGUUUAUUUUUGACCUCAUGAACUUAUCUGGGAGCCAUUUUACUACUAAUUUACUCCGUCAUAUUGAUAGAUUGCCUAAUGCAAGGCUUGCCUUGGCAGGAUAUUGCAUUCCGAAAAAAAGAGCACAUCCUGAAUCAAUUGAACAGUGACUCGAAUUAUAAAAUGGAUUAAUCCCAGCGUCUUUAAGGUCAAUGCUCCUCUCAUUUUAAACUCAGAAAGUGGCAGUUUUACACACAAAGAAUGUGUGCAGCUGCAUCCAUGAGUAAUAAGAGUGUACAUAAGGGGAACUUCUGUGUUUUCUGCCAGUGUCCGUCAAGUUGUGUUAGAUUUUAUGGGAUUAUGCUCACGUUGUGUUGCUGCUGUUGUGUACAUGUUUACACACACAGGCUGGUAACGUCACUGGUUUGGCAUCAGGAUCAGAAAACCAGAGGUGAUAUAAAAAUAGAAUGAUGGUUCAUUGUCUGUCACUUCAUAUGAUUAGUUUUUUUUUUUUUUUUUUCUUUUUUAUAAAAAAGGAUCUCAGUCACAUGUAUUGGAGAACACAUGUUCCAAAAUAUACUCCUAAAGUGAUUAAAGGAAAUG
This is a messenger RNA of Sander lucioperca (pikeperch), 1769 nucleotides long. It is a transcript of the gene polr1g, whose product is annotated as RNA polymerase I subunit G. The record is from RefSeq and is a predicted model, not a curated record. Gene Ontology annotation, biological process: transcription by RNA polymerase I. NCBI's taxonomy places the organism in Eukaryota, Metazoa, Chordata, Actinopteri, Perciformes, Percidae. Bases 99 to 1166 code for a protein of 355 amino acids. The transcript has 4 exons.